AUGGCCUCCAGAAUUGUCGCCCCUAAGAUGGCCCAGAUGGCCGCCCGCCCUGCCUUCCGCGCUGUCCAGCCCAAGGUCGCCCAGCGCGCCUUCUCUGGUCUCCGCCAGGCCACUUUCGUCCGCCCCCAGACCGUCUCCAUGGUCCAGAAGGUCGCCCCUGCCGCCCGCCGCGCCUACUCUUCCGAGAUGGCCAACGCCCUCGUCCAGGUCUCCCAGAACAUUGGUAUGGGUAACGCUGCCAUUGGUCUCGGUGGUGCCGGUAUCGGUAUCGGCCUUGUGUUCGCUGCUCUCCUCCAGGGUGUUGCCCGCAACCCUUCCCUCCGUGGUCAGCUCUUCUCUUACGCCAUUCUGGGUUUCGCCUUCGUUGAGGCUAUUGGUCUCUUCGAUCUCAUGGUUGCCAUGAUGUGCAAGUACGUUUAA
This is a messenger RNA of Aureobasidium subglaciale EXF-2481, 420 nucleotides long. RefSeq lists its product as uncharacterized. The record is from RefSeq and is a predicted model, not a curated record. The coding region runs from base 1 to 420 and encodes 139 amino acids. NCBI's taxonomy places the organism in Eukaryota, Fungi, Ascomycota, Dothideomycetes, Dothideales, Saccotheciaceae. Gene Ontology annotation, biological process: proton motive force-driven ATP synthesis; proton transmembrane transport. The transcript is spliced from 3 exons. Gene Ontology annotation, molecular function: proton transmembrane transporter activity.